Messenger RNA from Loxodonta africana (African savanna elephant), 10902 nucleotides. Its product is annotated as acetylserotonin O-methyltransferase. Bases 1058 to 2095 code for a protein of 345 amino acids. NCBI's taxonomy places the organism in Eukaryota, Metazoa, Chordata, Mammalia, Proboscidea, Elephantidae. Gene Ontology annotation, molecular function: O-methyltransferase activity. The transcript has 9 exons. The record is from RefSeq and is a predicted model, not a curated record.
GACGUGUCCAAAGUCCGCAAGACGAAGUCUCACCAUCCUCACUUCUAAGGAGCAUUCCGGCUGUACUUCUUCCAGGACAGAUUGGUUCCUUCUGGAAGUCCAUGGUAUGUCCGGCAUUCUUCGCCAACACCAAUUCAAAUGCUUAUAUUUAGUUGCUGAAAAAAAUGCUAUUGAAAAUGACUUCAAAGUUCAAGUCAAUGGAAUGUUGGGGACAUGUUUGCUUACUAUUGCGUAUGCGGAGCCCUGGUGGCGCAGUGGUUAAGAGCUCGGCUGCUAACAGAAAGAUCGGCGGUUGGAAUCCACCAUCUGCUCCUUGGAAACCCUACGGGGCAGUUCUGCUCUGUCCUGUUGGGUCACUAUGAGUCAGAGUUGACUCGAUGGCAAUUUUUUUUUUUUUUUUUAAUUAUUGCAUAUGCAUGUGAAAGCUGGACAAUGAAAAAGAAAGACUGCAGAAGUGUUGGCAAAGAAUAGUGACUAUACCGUGGACUGCCAAAAGAACGAACAAAUCUGUCUUGGAAGGAGUACAGCCAGAAUGCUCCUUAGUGGCAAGGAUGGUGAGACUUUGUCCAUCAUACUUUGGACAUGUUAAUAGGAGGGACCAGUCCUUGGAGAAGGACAUAAUGCUUGGUAAAGUAGAGGGUUGGGGAAAAAGAGGAAGACCCUCAACGAGAUGGAUUGACACAGUGGCUGCAACAAUGGGCUCACACAUAGCAACGCUUGUGAGAACGGCACAGGACCGGGCAGUGUUUCGCUCUGUUGUCCAUAGGGUCGCCAUGAGUCGGAUCCAACUCAACGGCAAUGAAGAGUAAGAUUGAAAGCAAAGGAGAGAAUCCCUUCGCACAGCUUUCCAAAGAGCCCUGAGCCGUGAAACUCAGCCCACCCCUCCCUCCUUCUCUCUGCAUUCCAAGAUGCCCAGUCCAAUCCAUAAAGUGAUUAAUCAAUUCUAAUGAUGGAAUGACCUGCAUUGGGCUCACUGCGGGGCAGCAGCACUCAGCAGUUGCCUGGUGCCCAGCCUGCUCACAGAGGGACCACCAACCCCAAGUCUGGUGCUGAGAGAAUGGACUGUUCAGAGGACCGUGCCUACCGCCUCCUGAACGAGUAUUCCAACGGCUUCAUGAUCUCCCAGGUCCUCUUCACUGCCUGUGAGCUGGGAGUGUUCGACCUCCUUGCCGAGGCCCCAGAGCCUCUGGGCUCAGCUGUGGUUGCCGCUCGUCUGGGCACCAGCCCCCGCGGGACGGAGCUUCUCCUGGACGCCUGUGCAUCCCUGGAGCUGCUGACAGUGGAGACGAGAGGAGAAAGAGCUGUCUGUCAGAACACGGAGCUCUCCAGAACCUUCCUCGCCAGGGCCAGCCCCAAGUCUCAGCACAACAUGCAGCUCUACCUGUCCAGGACAACCUACCUGUGUUGGGGCCACCUGGCUGCAGCUGUGAGAGAGGGCAAGAACCAGUACACGAAGGCGUUCGGUGUUCCCUCCAACGAGCUCUUCACGGCCAUCUACAGGUCCGAGGCCGAGCAGCUGCAGUUCAUGCGAGGCCUGCAGGAGGCAUGGAGCGUCCAUGGGGGAGCCGUGAUGGCCGCCUUUGACCUAUCACCCUUCCCGCUCAUCUGUGACCUUGGAGGCGGUUCCGGGGCGCUGGCCAGGGAGUGUGUUUCCCUGUACCCUGAAUGCAGGGUCAUCGUGUUUGACGUGUCGGAGGUGGUACGGAUGGCAAAGAAGCACUUCUCAUUCCCAGGGGAGGAGCAGGUCAGCUUCCGAGAAGGAGAUUUCUUUAAAGACCCUCUUCCAGAGGCGGAUUUGUACAUCCUGGCGAGGGUCCUGCAUGACUGGACGGAUGAGAAGUGCUCACACCUGCUGGCACGGAUCCACCACACCUGCAAGCCAGGCGGUGGCAUCCUGGUGGUUGAAAGCCUCCUGGACGAGGACAGGCGAGGGCCCCUGACCACCCAGCUCUAUUCUCUGAACAUGCUCGUGCAGACCGAGGGCCGGGAGAGGACCCCAGCCGAGUACAGCACCCUCGUCUCCUCGGCCAGCUUCUGGGGCUUCCAGUUCAAGAAAACAGGGAAAAUUUACGAUGUUAUUUUAGUCAGGAAAUGACUCCACUCGCUGUGUCAACCAGGAUUCUCCAGAGAGGCGGAACUGUAGGAUGGCUGUCCGUCUGUCUGUCCAUUCAUCCAUCAGUUUACCAUCCAUCUGUUUAUCAUCUACCUGUCUGUCCAUCAUCCAUCUGUCCACCCACCCACCCACCCAUCUAUCAUUUAUCUAUUUCCUAUCACUUAUUUUUUGUCUAUUAUCUGUCAUUAUCUGUCUACUCUUUUAUCUAUCUGUAUCAUCUGUCAUCCAUCCAUCAUCUAUCAUAUAUCGUUUUGUCACCUGUCUGUCUUCUGUCUUGUCUCUCUGUACAUAUCUGUGUACGUGUACGUGUGUGUAUGUAUCUAUCUAUCAUCCAUGUUUACGCCUACGCCUGUAUCUAUCCCUCCUCUAUCUCCACCUCCACCCCAGACAUAUCUGUAUCAUCUCUGUUUCACAGUUGGGUUGGAUGUCACAGAUUGAAUUCUGUCCUCCAGGAAGAUAUUGUGGCAUCGAUGAAGCAAGCAGGCGAUGUCGUUAAUAUUAUUGGAACCAAUCCUUUAUGUGGCAGGUUUGGGAACAGGAUUUUUGUUUUGUUAUCCGUUAAGCUGAAAGAGACUGUAGCAGAGUAGAUGGGUGCUAACCCGAUCCCCACUGAGUGGUAUCUUACCAACGGGGAGAGCAGACGACUAGAUGGGUGCUAACCCGAUCCCCACUGAGUGGUAUCUUACCAAAGGGGAGAGCAGACGAGUAGAUGGGUGCUAACCCGAUCCCCACUGAGUGGUAUCUUACCAAAGGGGAGAGCAGACGACUAGAUGGGUGCUAACCCGAUCCCCACUGAGUGGUAUCUUACCAAAGGGGAGAGCAGACGACUAGAUGGGUGCUAACCCGAUCCCCACUGAGUGGUAUCUUACCAAAGGGGAGAGCAGACGACUAGAUGGGUGCUAACCCAAUCCCCACUGAGUGAUAUCUUACCAAAGGGGAGAGCAGGUGACUAGAUGGGUGCUAACCCGAUCCCCACUGAGUGGUAUCUUACCAAAGGGGAGAGCAGGCCACUAGAUGGGUGCUAACCCGAUCCCCACUGAGUGGUAUCUUACCAACGGGGAGAGCAGACGACUAGAUGGGUGCUAACCCGAUCCCCACUGAGUGGUAUCUUACCAAAGGGGAGAGCAGGUGACUAGAUGGGUGCUAACCGAUCCCCACUGAGUGGUAUCUUACCAAAGGGGAGAGCAGGUGACUAAAUGGGUGCUAACCCGAUCCCCACUGAGUGGUAUCUUACCAAAGGGGAGAGCAGACGACUAGAUGGGUGCUAACCCGAUCCCCACUGAGUGGUAUCUUACCAAAGGGGAGAGCAGACGAGUAGAUGGGUGCUAACCCGAUCCCCACUGAGUGGUAUCUUACCAAAGGGGAGAGCAGACGACUAGAUGGGUGCUAACCCGAUCCCCACUGAGUGGUAUCUUACCAAAGGGGAGAGCAGACGACUAGAUGGGUGCUAACCCGAUCCCCACUGAGUGGUAUCUUACCAAAGGGGAGAGCAGACGACUAGAUGGGUGCUAACCCGAUCCCCACUGAGUGGUAUCUUACCAAAGGGGAGAGCAGACGAGUAGAUGGGUGCUAACCCGAUCCCCACUGAGUGGUAUCUUACCAAAGGGGAGAGCAGACGACUAGAUGGGUGCUAACCCGAUCCCCACUGAGUGGUAUCUUACCAAAGGGGAGAGCAGACGAGUAGAUGGGUGCUAACCCGAUCCCCACUGAGUGGUAUCUUACCAAAGGGGAGAGAAGACAACUAGAUGGGUGCUAACCCGAUCCCCACUGAGUGGUAUCUUACCAAAGGGGAGAGCAGACGACUAGAUGGGUGCUAACCCGAUCCCCACUGAGUGGUAUCUUACCAAAGGGGAGAGAAGACAACUAGAUGGGUGCUAACCCGAUCCCCACUGAGUGGUAUCUUACCAAAGGGGAGAGCAGACGACUAGAUGGGUGCUAACCGAUCCCCACUGAGUGGUAUCUUACCAAAGGGGAGAGCAGACGACUAGAUGGGUGCUAACCCGAUCCCCACUGAGUGGUAUCUUACCAAAGGGGAGAGCAGGCCACUAGAUGGGUGCUAACCUGAUCCCCACUGAGUGGUAUCUUACCAACGGGGAGAGCAGAUGACUAGAUGGGUGCUAACCCGAUCCCCACUGAGUGGUAUCUUACCAAAGGGGAGAGCAGACGAGUAGAUGGGUGCUAACCUGAUCCCCACUGAGUGGUAUCUUACCAAAGGGGACAGCAGACGCAGGGUUGGGUCACUCCGGGGAAGCCAGUGCCCACGUUGGGUCACACCGGGGAAGCCAGUGCCCACGUGAAGACGUAUGCACAAGCCUACGAUCCUUGAGAAUUGUCGCUAGUCACGGGAAGCUUGGAGAGAGGCAGGAACAGAUUCCCCUCAGGGACUCAGAAGGCAUCAGCCUGGCCCUUCCCCUGAACCUGGCCUUCCAGCCUCCAGAACUUGAGAGACAAUAACAUUCCGUUGUUUAAAGCCAUUGGCCUUGUGCUAUUUUUUUAUGGCUGCCCCAGGAUGCUAAGACGUCCUUCCUUUCUGGGGCUUUUCCGAUGUGGCAGUGAGGGUUUCCACUUCUUAUUUUCCUCUUGUAUACACUUCAGAAAACUGGAAUUUGGUGCCAUCUUUCCUCUCGGUCUGAUCAUUUCUUUCCCACUGGAAGGCGAGAAGACAAAACAGAAUGGGAUCGUUAUUACACCACGGGAGGUAAGAAACGGCGGUUGUUGUUUGUCGUUAGCAGCCAUCUGGUCGCCCGACGCAUGGCGCCUCCGUAUCUGUCCGAAUAGAAGUGUGCCCCACGGGGUUUUCAAUGGCUGGUUUUUCAGAAGUAGAUCACGAGGCCUUUCUUCCGAGGCACCCCGGAUGGACUAGAAACUCCGACCUUUAGGCUAGCAGCUGAGCGCGUUCACUGUUGGCACCACCCAGGGCCUCCUUUCUGAAUUUUGUGAGCUCCUGACUCUCAACCUGCGGCAUCUGGGCCCAAACGCCAAGACACCUGAAACUCCUCGAAAACCAAACCAAAACAGUUGUAGUCCAGUUGACCCCAACUCAUGGUGCCCCAGGAGCCCUGGAGUCGCAGUGGUUAAAGCUCUCUGCUGCUAGCCGAAAGGCCGGUAGUUGAAACCACUAGCCGCUCCGUGGGAGAAAGAUGUGGCGAUCUGCUUCCAUAAAGAUUCCAGCCUUGGAGACCCUAGGGGGCAGUUCUCCUUUGUCCUAGAGGGUUGCUGUGAGUCAGAAUCGACUCAACGGCAGUGGGUUUGCUUUGGUUUUGGUCAUGGGACCCCCAUGUGUGUCAGGGUACAACUGUGCUCCGCAGGGUUUUCAAAGCCUGGUUUGUCGGAAGUAGGUUGCCAGGCCUUUCCUUCUAGGAGCCUCUAGAUGGAUUUGAAUAUCAACCUUUCGGCUUGUAGUUGAGUGCUUAAUCACUUGUUCCACUCAGGGCCUUCAGGAAAUGGUGCCCCCAUCUCAGACUUGAAGUUUAAGCAAGCACUAAGGCUGUCUGUUUCUUUUGCGACGUGCAGCCCGUUGAAGAGGCAUCUGUCGCGGAAGAGAGAGAGCGGGGAGAAGGUGCAGAAUUCCAUGACACCUUUUAAAAUUAGAUGAAGCAGGAGGGAAGGAGAAUAUGGGGCAUCUGGGUGUCUCUCGAGUUCUCGGAAACCAGGCAGCCUCAUUUUAAAGUGUCCUGUCAAAGUUGGGGAAUGACUAACACGGGUUUGUGAUGGUCGGGGAAUGGACGAGCUGGUCACGCCUGAGGGAGUGUGUUCAACUGCCAGUCUGUGGGGCCCCAACUUGAGCUAGGUCAUAGUGGGUCACUGUCCUUGGGGUGACCUAGGCCCACUGCUGUGAGUGGGGUCCCUGUCCUUCGGGGUCUCAUGGGCUCACUGCUGAGAAUGGGGUCCCUGUCCUUGGGGGUCUCAUGGCUCACUGCUGAGAAUGGGGUCCCUGUCUCUGGGGGUAUCCUGCUGAGAAUGGGGUCCCUGUCCUUGGGGGUCUCAUGGGCUCACUGCUGAGAAUGGGGUCCCUGUCCCUGGGGGUGCUCUGGGCUCCCUGCUGAGAAUGGGGUCCCUGUCCUUGGGGGUGCUCUGGGCUCACCGCUGAGAAUGGGGUCCCCGUCCUUGGGGGUCUCCUGGGCUCACUGCAGAGAAUGGGGUCCCUGUAGUGGGCUUUCAAAGGUGCGUGGGCAGCUCAUUGUGGGGGACCUCAACUUAUUGGGGAAUAAAGAUUAUUUUUGAUAAAUCCCCACUCCAGCAAUGUCCUGCCAAAUCGCCCUCCCUCAGGGGGACGAAGCCUUGUUUGAUGCCGGACUUCUCCAGCCCCAUGGAGAUCCGUCUGUGCUUGCCCGCCUGCCUGCCUGCGUGUGCGCAUUUAUCUGCCAGCCAUCUGUUACGUACCUAUCUCAUCUCUCUAUUUAAUCUGUCUGUGUACCUGGCAGGAGGCCUGGUGGCACAGUGGUUAAGAGCUCGGCUGCUAACCAAAAGAUAGGCUGUUCAAAUCCACCAGCUGCUCCUUGGAAACCCUGUGGGGCAGUUCUCUGUCCUAUGGGUUCGCUAUGAGUUGGAAUCGACUAGAUGGCUCCUAAAAACAUCUACCUGUCUGUCUGUCUACCUGUCUGUCUAUUUGUCUGUCUACCUACCCUACCUACCUGUCAUCUAUCUAUCUUUGGCAGUGGUUCUUAACUGGGGGUGAUUCUGUCCCCCAGGGGACACUUGGCCAUGUCUGCAGACACUUGUGGUUGUCAGAACCAGGGCAGGGGGUUUCUAUUGCCAUCGAGUGGGUGGAGACCAGGCAUGCUGCUCAGUACCCUGCAGCGCACAGGACGGCCCCCACCACAGACGAUGAACCAGAGCCAAGUGUCUGUGGUUCCGAGGCUGAGAGACCCGGGGUGAAGCCAGGAGCACGUAGACUUCACUGGUCAUGUUCUCUGCAGUGACAAACUCAGCUUCGAGGGCUGAGUACCUUGAUGAAAAGGUCUCCCGGUGCAAUGGCAGGAGAGUGUGGACGGUGGCCCGGGAAGGGUCUGCUUCUCCACCUGGGGGCAGGGACAUGAGAAGGUAUUUGAAAGACCUUCUUCAUUUUUUUUUUUUUUUUAAAUAAUACCUAAUUGUGUUUUAGGAGAAAGUUUACACAGCAAAUCAGGUUCCCAAGUACAGUUUUUAUAGAGAUUGUUCCAUGACUUUGGUUAUACUUUUCACACUGUGUUAGCGUUCUCCUUAUUUCUAUUCUCGUUGUUCUGUUUCCAUCAAUCUAGCUUCCCUGCCCCUUACCCCUUACCCCUUACCUUCUCGUCUGUGCUUGAGGGUAAACGUGGACUGUUUGGUCUCGUAUAGUUGAUUAUUUAAGGGAGCAUGUUACUCACGGAUGGUAUUGUUUAUUUUAUAAGCCAACCUAUUAUUUGGAUAAAAUGAGAUCUCUGGGAGCGGCUUCAAUUCCAAGUUUAAAGGGUGUCUCAGGGCGAUAGUCUCAGGGGUUCCUCUAGUCUCUAUCGGUUCAGUAAGUCUGGCCUUUUUUAGGAACUUGAGUUUUGUUCCACAUUUUUCUCCCAUUUUAUCCAGGACCUUCUAUUGUGUACCUGGUCUGAACAGUUGGUAGUGGUAGCAGGGCACCGUCUAGUUCUUCUGGUCUCAGGCUAGAUGAGACCAUGGUUCAAGGCCUUCUUUAUUUAAAAAAAAAUUAUUUUAUUUUAUUUUUGGUAAAAACGCAGAGCAAAACACACACAACACAGAUGUUGAGAAGAGACAAGGACAUUCCUGCAGAGCCAACAGAGAGAGAUAAGCCUUCCCCUAGAGCCAGUGCCCUGAAUUUGAACUUGUAGCCUCCUAGACUGUGAGAGCAUAAAUUUCUGUUUGUUAAAGCCACCUGCUUGUGGUAUUUCUGUUAUAGCAGCACUAGGUGAGUAAGACAUAGGCAGAGAUCGGAGCGAUGCUGCAGAAGUGAAGCCAAAGAACUCCAGAGGUGGCCGGCAACACCAGAAGCCAGGAGGGAGGCCAGAGAGUGCAGUACGUCCUCACCCAGGUGGUCCCUGUGGAUGGAGCAGGUGGGAGGCUGUGCUUGGGCGCAGUCCCCAGGCGGCUCUGCAGGGGGCACUCCUGCUCCACGCGCCCUUCUACUGAGGCUCGAAAAAGCAGCCCCUUCGCAGAAAGCAGAAAUCUUAGCCUGGGUUUUCAAAAAAAAAAACCAGAUGUUGUCUUAAUGAGACCGUUUUGGCAGACUCCCCGCCCUUCUAAUUAAGAUACAAUUUUAAAAUAUAGUUUAUUUUUGUUGUUGUUGAGAAUAUACAGAGCAGAACGUACGCCAGUUCAACAUUUCCUACAUACGCAAUGCGGUGAUGCUGGUGACAUCCUUUGAGUUGUGCAACUCUUCUCACCCUCCCUUUCUGAGUUGUCCCCCCCCCACAUUAACAUAAACUCGUUGCUUCCUAUAUUUCCUGUCUAACGUUUCCAGUUGCGUGGUUAGUCGGGUCCCAUGUAGAUAAAACCAAAACCCGCUGCCAUCGAGUCCAUUCCGACUCAUAGCGACCCUCUAGGACAGAGUAGAACUGCCCCAUAGGGUUUCCAAGGAGCGGCUGGUGGAUUCGAACUGCCGACCUUUUUAGUUAGCAGCCAUAGGACUUUAACCACUGCGCCACCAGGGUUUCCCCCAUACAGCUAGAUCUUGAAGAUGCACAAUGCUCAAGGCAGAAAUUCCUCACUAGUUAAGCUAAACUACUGUUUGGUUUUAAGAAGACUUCAAGGGGAUAUUUUUUGUUUAAAGUUUGAGGUUGAAAGAUUAUCUCCGGGCAAUGGUUUUGGGGGUUCAUCCAGCCUGCGUGGCUCCAGGAAGUCUAGAUUCCAUGAGAAUUUGAAAAUUCUGUCCUACACUUUCCCCCUUUUGAUGUUGCCUUAAUGAGAUCAUUCUGACAGUGCCUGCUCCCCACCCCCCAGGAGUUCUGUGGGAGAAAAGACCUGGUGAUUUGCGUCCUUUAAGAUUACAGCCUAGGAAACCCUAUGGGGCAACACUUUAAAGAUGUGUGGUUUAUUAUGUGUCCAUUAUACAUCAACAAAUGCUUACUAAAACAUGAUAGCAGUGAGGAUGCUGACCUGGGACUGUCCUCCAGCUACCUGUCUGUCACUGACGCUCACCUCUGCCAAGCUUGUUCCUGUUUGAGCCAGGGAGCCGGGCACCUCGAACGCGAGUAGAUACUCUCCCCAUGUCUUUGAGAUUCGGUUCCUGACCACAGUGGAGCCUCGCUGGCCAUAAAACACUCAAACCCGUUUUCCUUAGCGUUUUAGUUACCACAGGCUAUUGUAACAGCUACGACAAGGCGGUGGCUUUGAAGAACAGGAAUUUAUUUUCUCCCAGCUCUGGAGGCUAAAAGCCCGAAUCAGGGUCUCAGCUGUGUCAGUUCCUUCUGCAGCCCCUUUUCUAGCUUCUGGUGUCUGCUGGCCAUCCUUGCUGGUCUUUUGGUUGUCGACAGCCCCCAUGUGGUGUCUGUCUUCCCCUGUAUGUGUCUCUCUGUGUCUAUUCUGCUUUUUUUUUUUUUAAUAUAAGACACCACUCACAAGAGUUUAGCUUUAGGAUCUACCCUACUCUGUUAUGACCUCAUUAAUAUAAUUUUAAAAAACCCAAACCAGCUGCCUUGGAGUCGAUUCUGACUCUCGUUCACGGCAACCCUGUGUGUGCACUUCUCAAGGCUGUGACCUUUUGGAAACAGAUCACCCAGACUUUCUUCUGAGGCACGUCUGGGUGAAUUCAAACUUUCAGUUAGUAAACCGGUUGUCAUCAAGUUGAUUCUGACCCAUAGCGACCCUAAAGGUCGGAGUAGAACUUCCCCAUAGGGUUUCCAAGGUUGUUCACCUUUAUAGAAACAUACUGCCACAUCUCUGGUGGGUUUGAACCACCAACCUUUUGCUUAGCAGCUGAGCACUUAACCACUCAACUGCUUAAAUGUUCGCGCCAUCCGGGGAACACAUCGCCUAAGAAAAACAAACCCUGUUUCCUUGUAUUUAUCAAGCCUUCUCUAUGACAUUCCAGGCAAAGGGCUGAGCUCUGAGGAGACGUGAGCAAACGUAUCCACCGUGGUCCCACCCUGCUUGGGACUUGUAUUCCAGAGCAAUCCGGUGUUUCCAUGGAGCCCUGGUGGCACAGUGGUUAAGAACUACGGCUGCUAACCAAAAAGGGUCAGGAGUUCGAAUCCACCGGCCACUCCUUGGAAACCUUAUGGGGCAGUUCUGCUCUGCUCUCCAGGGUGUUAUGAGUUGGAAACAACUUGACAGCAAUGGAUUUGGUUUGGCUUUAGUUUUAGUGCUGGGUUCAUCGGCGAGCCUUAGCUGGUGCCCACGCUUAGGGAUUUUAUAGCACUGGGAUGCUGGGAAGAAGGUGGGAGAAGGGGGGCGGGGAUGGCCACAGGCUUCGCUGCGUUUGAUGAAGGGCAGGUGAUAGGAAAUAUUAUCACUAAAUCAGGUCCUGCCUGGGCUUGCUUUCUUUAUUGAAAGGUCAUGACAUUGUGGACCACGAAAAGCCCCAAAAGUUGUGUUUGUCUAACUGAGCAUUUAAGGCAGGAGAGGUUAUCUGUGAUUCCCGGAAGCAACCCACUUACAGACCAAAGCCAGCGUUUGAUGAAAUUCCACGAGGGGUUCUGCUGCUGCCCGAAGGCUGGUUAGUUGCAGCCACCCUGUGGGGUUGGUGGUGACCCAUGCUGACCCUCAGCACACUAACCAUGCCAUCCUGGUCCACCUGCAGGCACACAGGUGAGCUUCUGUCCUGACACCAUCCAGUACAUUUCUUAGCUGCACCCAGGAGGACGCCGACCUCUUUAACG